Molecule: messenger RNA, 1690 nt
Organism: Aspergillus welwitschiae
Lineage: Eukaryota; Fungi; Ascomycota; Eurotiomycetes; Eurotiales; Aspergillaceae
Product: mitochondrial 37S ribosomal protein mS45
Exons: 2
Coding region: 136-1299 (387 amino acids)
Biological process (GO): mitochondrial translation
Cellular component (GO): mitochondrial small ribosomal subunit
Molecular function (GO): structural constituent of ribosome
Source: RefSeq, a predicted model, not a curated record
CACCCACUAUCCUUCAUCCCCUCCUCCACUAACCUCCCUACCCCGUCAAUUGGACUGCUUCUACUCGGAAUCCGGUCCAUUGACGUCGGAGAUCCCUUUCCACCUACCCACUCACCCCCUGUCCGCCUAAGCAACAUGGCGCCCCGAAUACAGAACUCUGUCGUCUCCAACUCUCUCCUUCCUUACCUUUCCACAUCUUCUACCUCAUCCUCUUCUACAUGUCUUCCCAGGCUAGCUACCACAUGCCCUUCAUCACAUGAGUCAUGGCGUUCGUGUCGGUCAUUUUCGUCCACGCCCGCCCCCCAAACCAGACGUCGCCGCGAGAUGUUCGCGUGGCUCAAUACCGAGGCAGCCAUGUUGAAAUCCCACACUCCAGGCACAACAAACUACCUCAUGCGGACCAAUCCCAAACUCAAGGAGUUGUCGAUUGCUGAAACCAGAAUUUUUCCGGCAAACCCUGCCUACCGCUCCGAGAGCAUUCUCAGUGAGGAGCUGCGGACAGAGAUCUACAACCGGGUAGUAAAACAGAAGAAGAGUGUGCGUGCGGUUAGUGUCGAGCUGAAGGUUGACAUGAGGAGAGUCGCUGCCGUAGUCCGGCUGGUCGAGUUAGAAAAGCGGAUGGAAAAACAGGGUAAAUCCUUGGCUUUGCCUUACGCUCGUGCAAUCCAUGAAAUGGUACCCGUAACGCCUCUAGACCAUCCCCAUGAAGAAAUUAACGACCUCCCCGUCCACCGCCUCACCAACCCUCAAAUCUUCUAUCCCGUCUCUGAGUCCCGCCAAUUCAACCGUGUUGAUGCUGGCCGUGUCUUCUCCGCUGCUCCGGCUUUAGAACAUGAGCAGGUUGCUAAGGAUGCUGCCAAUCCCUCCGAGGCCAUUAGCCGGGUUACACAGAACCCAUCGCACAUUGAGCUUGUCGGCAAAGGCGAUGAAGAGCAUCAGGUCCUCCAGCCGGCGGACGUGCGUAUUCCGCACCCCCACAUGGUCACAAGUACCCGUGACAUCAAAAGGGUGCCGAAUGAGGGUGCCAAACACGCUGAGCUCUACCAGGCUCGCCUCAACCAGCAAGAUGCUGCUGAUCAGGAGCGCAAGCGUCUCGCCCAGGAGCGUAAGGAGAAGCAAACGCAGCGUGUGCAGCCCGAGGAUUCUCGCUUCGAGUUCCGUAUCAACGACGUUGUCGUCAGCCAGGAAACCACCGGCAAGGAUGGCCGCAACGCUCGGGCUCCUGGUCGCAGAUACGGUGUUCCCAGCUACGACCGGAAGAAGGGUCAAGUCAAGAUCCCCACCCGUGUGGAGGUUUAAAGAUGGCAAUCUUGACCUCUUCCGUCUUCGUCAAAUCAUGUUUUAUUUUUACCAAAUGACAUGAGAAAUCCUUGUAUAGCCCGUCCGUCUCGCAGUGCGGCAUGGUCGGUGGAUGUAUUUGUAUGCCCUCUUGGUUGCCUUGUUUUUCAGCUGUACGAUACAGUCUUUUCGACUUGUUUGAUCGAUGGAUAUUCUUUUUCGAGGAGCUUGUUUGGUUACUACCCCACCCAUUAUUUUUUUCAUUUCCUUCUUUGAAGCCACGAAUAUGUAUCUAUAGCCUUUCACUAUUAUUUAUCACCUACCUACCUCUUCGAACCUGAUACUUCAAUACUACAUACAUAAAGACUUUAACUACUAUAUCUCUCUACUGUCUGUCAGUUUCACACUAUAC